Molecule: messenger RNA, 1990 nt
Organism: Acyrthosiphon pisum (pea aphid)
Lineage: Eukaryota; Metazoa; Arthropoda; Insecta; Hemiptera; Aphididae
Exons: 7
Coding region: 530-1939 (469 amino acids)
Source: RefSeq, a predicted model, not a curated record
CGGGGCCGGCUCAGUGUGGGCCUCUCGUGUUCGGGUACAGAUGUCGUUCGGAGUUGACGCCGCCGCCGUCGCCGCCGCUGCCGCCAUCGCCGCCGCGUACGACGCGUGUGCAACACCAGUCCGUCGCGGUCGCCGCUACGACUUACGCGCCCGCUGAAUGCAAGUCUAUAUAACGAUACACUGACCAGCCGAGAUACGCUCGAGCCAAGACAGUCGGACGCCGCCGACGUGACGACAGCCUGCACCUGCUAGCGAUAAAUUCCGUCGAGCAAACGGGUCGCCGUACAAAAUCGUCAUCGUUACUAAUAUUAUAAAUUGCCGGUCGUUCGAAACAUGCGCGCCGCCGCCGCCACUGCCGCCACCGUCCGAACACCCGCAGCAUCACGACACGAACAGCAAUGAUCGUCCCGUACCGCCGUUAUCCGUUACAAUGUCGUUCUCGUCAACUCGGCUACUGUACAAGAAAAAGACGUCAAUAGGAAUGACAUGAAAGUAAUUGUAUGUCGGUUUGGGGUACAGCCCCCAAGCGAUGGGAGAUAGCGUCGAUAACUACAUAAAUGCCACUGAAUCAGACAUCAUGAUUAAAAGACAAAUUAUUAGAGCCGAAUUUUAUAACACUUACGACGUGAUGACUGGAAUUAGGAUUGCAUCCACUUUAGGAGGAUUUUUUUUAAUGAUGGUUCUUUUAGUAUUGUACAAGAGUAAAUGUAAGACUCGGUCACUUUCUGACCAACAUCUCGAGGCGGUCAUCAAAGCAGCUGUGGACCAAGAAGAACAACUAGCUGCUUUGGCUAAAAGAAGUUCUAGCUCAAGCUAUUGCUCUGGCCAUGGUCUUUGUAGAUGUUCUCCGAGAUAUAGUAUGACAGAGAACGCUGUUGCUGAGUGUAAUAAUUGGAACCGUAAAGCUAAGACCUAUCUUUCAGAAACUCAAUAUCAUCAUCCAUAUUCGGCUUUAACUCAAACCAGCAACAAAUUUAUGAAAUCAUCCGUACUAGAGUACUCUUUUGAAGAGGACGAAGACGAUGACAUGGAUAACGAUGAUAUUGAGGAAGUAUCUAACAAUGGUUAUCGUGUGGCCAAGUGGCUGGAAGUACCAUGUGACCAGAAGUGGAUUCCAAGAGGAAAUAGCGCCAUAACGGUCAGUAGCAACGAUACGAGUUACUUGGAAGCUAGAGGAUCAUCGUUGAUUAUUGGACAGCCUCCAUCUCCGUUGAACCACCCACCGCCCGCCGGUUACCCGCCGUGGGAGUUCUACUAUCCCAUUGACAUACAAGUCAUCCAGCCGACGCCGUGCAUGUCACCGAGCGGCGGCAGCCAGGAAAGUUUCUCGGACGUGCCUAGGCACACGGAACAGCUGUUGCCGGCCGCGUCCGAGCGAUUCCGGAAACCACCGCAGCCGUCGCGGAAGACAGCCUCGUCGUCGACGACGGCGCCCAUCGCGUGCAUCCGGACGUCAUGCAGCAGCUGCAGCGACGACGCCGCUUCCACGGCCACCACCGUCAACUCGUCCGUGUUCGCCGACGAAUGUUGCUGCGCGACGGCGUCGUCGUCACUACCGCCACAGUUACCACUGACCGACGGCGGCGGCGCGUCGUCAACGUCACCGCUUACAACCGCCGCAGCAGGAUCAGCCGGCAAAGCAUCUUGCGGGAGGCGAUACUCACCGCCGCCGACCACUAACCACGGUAACUGCGGUACGCAUCGGAUCGACGACGAUCGCAGCGCGCCUACAACAGUCGGAGGUGCUGCGGUGUCUGCGGUCAGGUCUUAUCACGAUUUCAACCGCAGGCCACCGCAACCAACGACGGCCACAGUCGGUCGGAACGUGAUCGUAGUCCAAGCGGACGUCAACCCCGUGGCCGACUCGAUCGUCAACGCCAACUCAUUAUCAGGGUCUUUACGCGCGCUGUACGACGCGUCUAAAGAAACAUUGUUCUAGGUUAAGGCUAAGAUACGUCGUGUUAUAUACCUACGUGUUGUUCGAGAAUAA